This is a messenger RNA of Cheilinus undulatus (humphead wrasse), 1780 nucleotides long. RefSeq names its product actin related protein 2/3 complex, subunit 1B (gene arpc1b). Gene Ontology annotation, cellular component: Arp2/3 protein complex; actin cytoskeleton. Gene Ontology annotation, biological process: Arp2/3 complex-mediated actin nucleation. The transcript is spliced from 10 exons. Bases 238 to 1380 code for a protein of 380 amino acids. The record is from RefSeq and is a predicted model, not a curated record. Lineage: Eukaryota; Metazoa; Chordata; Actinopteri; Labriformes; Labridae. Gene Ontology annotation, molecular function: actin filament binding.
UUCCUGAGCUCACUCUGUCGUUGGCGUUCGCGUUGACUGGCCAGAGUCCGCGAGCUGAACACCACCACCUCAUCUCCGCCUGAUCUGCCACCUCUCCCUUUGUCCCUCUCUCUCUCUGUCACUGCAGCUCCUCAUACAUUCAUCUCUGUCCAGCCCUCGGGACCGGUAAUCGCUCGGCCCACCAGCCUCUGGUUCCUCACACCACUUCCUGAUCUUCGUUCUAACAUCUGAUUGGCCAUGUCGUACCAUAGUUUCCUGCUGGAACCAAUUAGCUGCCACGCCUGGAACAAAGAUCGGACCCAAAUCGCCCUCUGCCCCAACAACCAUGAGGUCCACAUCUACAAGAAGGACGGGGCAAAGUGGAGCAAGAUCCAUGAGCUGAAGGAGCACAACGGGCAGGUGACAGGAAUCGACUGGGCUCCAGACAGUAACCGUAUUGUCACAUGUGGAGCAGACCGUAACGCCUAUGUGUGGACCCUUAAGGAGGGCGCAUGGAAGCCCACCCUGGUCAUCCUCAGGAUCAACCGAGCCGCUCGCUGUGUGAAGUGGUCGCCACGAGAGAACAAGUUUGCUGUCGGCAGCGGCUCUCGUCUCAUCUCCAUCUGCUACUUUGAGCAGGAAAACGACUGGUGGGUUUGUAAACACAUCAAGAAGCCAAUCCGCUCCACCAUCCUGAGUCUGGACUGGCAUCCCAACAAUGUCCUGCUGGCUGCUGGAUCCUGUGACUUCAAAUGCAGAGUUUUCUCCGCCUACAUUAAGGAGGUGGAGGAGAAGCCCGGUCCCACCCCAUGGGGCAGCAAGAUGCCGUUUGGUGAGAUGUUGUUUGAGUCUGGAGGGUCUGCAGCAGCCAGUCAGACUUCAGGUGGAGGCGGCGGCUGGGUGCACAGCGUGUGCUUCUCUCACUCUGGGAACCGCCUGGCCUGGACCUCCCAUGACUCCACAGUGUCUGUAGCUGAGGGAGGCAAGACCGGCACGGUGAACAGUCUGACCUCUGAGACUCUUCCUCUGCUGUGUGUCACCUUCAUCACUGAGAACAGCAUUGUGGCAGCUGGCCAUGACUGUUACCCGGUGCUGUUUGUGUACGACAGCGCUAAAGGCAGCCUGACUUUUGGUGGAAAGCUGGAUGUUCCAAAGCAGGCAGCUCAGAAGGGAAUCAGUGCCAGGGAACGUUUCCAGAACCUGGACCGUCGGGCCUCCGAGACCCAGAGCACCGACAAGGACCUGGCCACUCUGCACAAGAACAGCAUCAGCCAAAUCUCAGUGCUAGAAGGAGGAAGAAACCAGUGCACCAAGUUCUGCACCACUGGAAUGGAUGGAGGGAUGGGAAUUUGGGAUGUCAAGACUCUGGAGUCUGCAAUGAAGAACUUGAAGAUUGUCUGAUGCCUUUCUGACGUUCAUGUCACUGUGCCAAAAGAACACACUCUCCUGGAGAAAUGAAGGAAACUGCUGCCUUAUUACACAAAGCUUCUCAGCUCUAUUUUAAUCAGGUAUUUUUUAUAUUCGAGCUAAACGAUCAGACUGGGUCAGCCUGUGUUUGUAAUCCCUCUGAAGCUCAUUGUUGAGCUUUUAAAGUCAGCGCUGUAUACAGAGGGCCUGACCACAGCCUGCAAAUGGUACUUAAUGACUUAGAUUAGUUCAAUCACAGAGCUCAGUCUGAGCUGAACGCUUAAAGCCAGAAUUUUAUAAUAAUCAGGAUGAAAGCCUACAGUAUUUGUUAUUUUUUUAAAGCUUAUGCUGGUCAUAAUAUGCAUUUAAUAAACGAUUGCUGUUUCAAAGCUCA